UCCUGAAUAAAAAAUGGUAAAUGGUAAAAACUUUUCCUCAUAAAUAAUACUGACUGCCUGUAUUAUAUUGAACUUUACGGAAUUAAAGAAUCCACUUCCUAGCCAAUCAGAAGUUGAGAGGGGAGAGCGAACAGCCAAUCAGAGUCGAGGAGGCAGAGCGCUGGAUCGAGUUCACGGUGCGUGGCUCUGAAUCUCUCUCAGUUUACUUGAGCUCGCGAAACGGCGCAGUUUCGCCAGUCAGGGAGCAGAGAGCAGACAUCACAUGGAGUGACAAGGGUACCAAAGAGCAUUAACCACCCCAGACAGCCUUAAACGUACGUUUAAAGUGUUUAUGUUGAGUUUUGUGUGAUUUCCCAGCGAACAAAAUGUCUCAAAGAGUUCGCAAAAACGGAUCUCCGACGUCUAACUGCAGCGGAGUGACCGCGGGAAGCCCGAGCGGAUCCCCGGGGAUCAGCGCCGCUGGAGUGAGUUUACUGGGUCGCCUGCUGCCCAUGAAAGCCACGGUUCCCUUCCAGCUGAAAACGCAGACACAGCACCCUCUACAGACACGGACGGUCCUCUCCACCGGUAACGGUAAAUGCCACAGCAGCGGAACCCACAGCCGGAGCCCCACGCGAUCCCUUUCCUCCAGUGCCUCUAACGUUUCUGCAGCCACGUCCACUUCCUCUGCAACGUGUUCACAGUUCAUCACGGCCACAGCAGUCUCCUCCGCUCCCUCCUCCUCCUCCUCCUCCUCAUCUUCUUCAUCAUCAUCUUCAUCUUCAUCAAGAACUAGCCCCAUUAUCGCUGUGCACGCGUCAAACCCCAGAGCGUCCCACGCGCAGGUGCCUGUGGCAUCCUCGUCAUCACCUUACACAGGUGUGCACGUGAGCCCCCAGUGCUGCUCUCCCUCCCAGCAGAUCAGCUGCAACUCGGACACUUCAGCCCUUACCUCUAAUUUAUCAUCCUCUCCGUCUUCAUCCUCGUCGUUGUGGUCUUGCGGUCACAGGGCCAAACACCUUCAGACCCCUGAACAUGACAGACUGUCUCCAGAGAGGCUCAGUCCCAGCUCACCUGUCUUCACAGACAAGCAUAGACUUCCUGUGGCAGGGUCUUGGUGUACCACCAGCAAUAACGGUAGCAUUCGUCGCACCUCCUCUUUGGACGCGCUCACAGCCCCUUACCUGUCUGGACACUGGCCCCGGGACGUCAACCACGCCCCUUGUGCCCCUUGCAUGAGGGACAAAUCCACUCAGACCCCCAGUGCCUGGGCCGAUGAAUGCGGAGAGAAGAAGAGGAGCUGUCACAAGCGCUCAGCCUCCUGCGGCAGCACUGACCAGCUAAAAGAGAUUGUGAAGCUGAGGCAGCAGCUCCAGCGCAGUAAACACAGCAGCCGUCACCAUCGCGACAAGGACCGCAAAUCUCCCUUCAAUGGCAACCAUGCUGCUUUCAUCCAAUCACAGGCUCCUAUUCCAAAGAGUGUCCUGAUCUCUAUUCCCAUCUCCAAGUCUUCCGUCUCUCGUUUCCGGAACAGCGUAGAGGGGCUGAAUCAGGAGAUUGAGCGCAUCAUUAUCCGAGACACAGGAGACAGAGAGGAGCAGCUUAUUCCUCAGGAGGCUCCAGACGGACAUCGGGCUCCUCCUCCCCUCUGCCAACGCAGUGCCAGCUCCCGCAGCAUCGACACGCAGACGCCCCUAGGCAUCGCAGCGGGCAGUAACCACAGCAACAGCAGCAGCCGUUCUCAGUCCAUCUCACCCACGUUCCUAAACGUGCCAAGUGAACCCUGCAGCGAUAGUCCAUCUCCCCAUGAGGAUGAGACUCUGGCUGACGGCUGUGAGAAAGAUCUGGCCCCCAGCUCACCACUACCCAAAUACGCCUCAUCCCCGAAGCCAAACAACAGCUACAUGUUCAAACGUGAGCCACCCGAGGGCUGUGAGCGAGUCAAGGUCUUCACAGAGGAAACACAGGCCAGGCCUCCACGGGAGAUCCCACAGUUCCUGUGCCCAGAUAGGAACAAGGUCAACUUCAUCCCCAAGAGCGGCUCCGCGUUCUGCCUGGUCAGCAUUCCCAAACCGCUGAUGCCCACACAGGAGCUCAACAACCUCAAGAACCAGAGCGCCGCCCGCCUCACGCCCGAACCCGAGCCGAGAGUCUCGCGAAGAACCUGCAUGCUUUCCCAGCAGCCCUCAGGCUCCUCCCCCUCCCCCUGUCUGUCAGAGAGUUAGACACGCCCCUCAAUGAGCGUCCUAGCAACUGCAUCCACACAUUUCAAUAAUCUAACUUGAUAAAGAAAAUUUGACUCUCAGAGAACAAAAUGGUUAUUAAUAAACAACGGCUUUCGUUGGGUGAAAAGAAGAUGAAACGGUUGCCUUUUUCUAUGCACAUUUUUAGCUUUGUGCUUGUUCUCAAAGAACAAAGAGGCCAUUUUGGGGGUUUUGGGUUUGGGAUAAACGUAUUUAGCUUUAUAUUAUUGCUCUACCUUUCAUAGAGCGAACUUGAGAAUGUGUCUUGGAUCACUAUGAAUACGAAUCUAAAGAGGUGGCUACAUAGAUCCGUUUUUGUGAGACACAAUGUAUAUUUUAUAAUAGUUUGCAGUGGAUCGCGUUUGCGAGAAUCGUUUCUAUCGUACUAGGACCAGCACAUCAUUGAAUACAAAUGAUGCCAUUUCAAGUGAGACCAAGAGACCUGGUAGAAUGAAUUCUGGGUUGAUGAAGGUCUCUCGGACUGAAUCGUUGUCACAGUAGCAGGCCUUCUCCGUUCAGUCCAGACAAAAGCAGCAGGGGAGCAGGAGGGACCGGUUCUCUGCCUUUUCUCCUCUUCCUUUCUCACUGGCGGCGAGGAGACUGAAAGGUGUUAAAGAUAAGAAUAGCCAGUGCGAGAGAAAUCGCCACUUGAUGGCUACAGGACGAGUGGCCUGUAAACCUGAUUCUUUUGUUUGCAUAGCUGUAAAAUGCGUUUCAAAUGCAUAUGGGUCCAAACUCUGAACUUCAAACCCAGCAGGGAACAAAGUGAGAGAGCGAGAGGAGGGCACGACAGGAUCUGGGUGGACAGACAGACGGGAUGUUUUCUCACCUCUCACAAUGAUUAAGCCGAUUUAGCUCCAGGAAUGUUUGAGAAAAAAAAAGGACACGAUAAGAACAAAAUCAAAAUGCGAAAAUGUAAUGCAUAAAUGUCCAGGUAGUUAACAAUUCAGAUGUUUAUCAGAACAUUCAUGUAAUGUUUCCUGUGAUAUCCAAUGAAAUAGUUUACAAAGUCAGAGCACAUUAUUUUCACCAGGUUGAUUUAAUGCAUGCAUUCUGGGAAAUUUCAGUCAAAUAUGUGUGUGUAUCACUAGAUUCAAGCAAUUAAAAACAGCACAGAUUUUCUGUCCGUUUCCGUGUCUAAAUGAACUAGGCUGCUUGAAUUGCUGUCAUUUUCAUCAUUGUCGAGCAUUUAGGCUGAUUUCCUGUGCUGUAGUUGUUUUUAAUCAUUAUUUUGUAAGAAAUCAAAUAGUGUCUGAUGAAAGAUUUAUGCAGCUCACGCAAGUGCUUCUGUAGACUUGGCCAAAGAGAACAUUUCCUGUGGCUCAGUGACAGUCAUUGUGGAUAGAAAAGAUAGAAUUAUAAGGCGACUUGGAGGGUUAGUUCACCCAAAAAUGAAAAGUCAGUUACUCUCAGCCUCGUGUCCUUUCAAAACUGUAUGACUGACUUUCUUCUGUGGGACAUAAAAAAAGAUUUUUUAUUUUUUUAUUUUUUUUAUUUUUUUUUGAGGAAUGUUUCAGUGUUUUUUCUUUUUGGUCCAUACAAUGGAAGUCAGUGGUCACCAAAACUGUUCAGUUGCCAACAUUCUUCAAAAUACCUUCUUUUAUGUUCCACAGAAGAAAUGACGUCAUACAGGUUUGUACGAGUAUACAAUGACAGAAUUUUCAUUUUUAGGUGAACUAUCCCUUUAAUGGACAAUACUAGUACUAGUUAAACACUGCAUGAGUCCAUUACAGGAGUCAUUUCGGGUUUCCAGCUUAAAGCUCAGAAGUGCUGUCGAAAGGUUACCAGGAUAACGCACAGGUCACGGAUUGUCUGCUUGUGGUUUGGCUCGUGAUCUUCUCUCUCGCUCAUGUUCUGUGCGGUUGUGCUUUGUGUGCAGGGUGGGGUUCCUCACAGUUGUUUUGUUGGGAGGCAUUUUAGCAGAGUUCCUGUUUUUUCUUGUUCACUGUUGUAGUUAAAGGGAUAGUUCACACAAAAAAUGAAAAUUUUGUCAUCACUUAGUCACCCUCAGGUUGUUCCAAAAAUGUACGAGUUUCUUUCUUCACAAAAGAAACCAGAGACUUGACGGAAGCCAUUGACUGUCAUACCUUUUUUUUUUUUCCCCCCUACUAUGGAAACAAUGGCUACCGUCAACUGUCAACAUUCUUCAAAAUAUCGUCUUUUGUGUUCAACGGAAGAAAGAAACUCAUACAGGUUUGGAACAACUUGAGGCUGAGUAAGUGAUGACAAAAUGUUCAUUUUUGGGUGAACUGUCCCUUUAAGGUAUUGUUUUGAGCUUUAAAAAAAAAAACAUGAACCCUGGGAUAUUUUAGCACUUUUAUACCAGCAUUGUGAAUCAGUUAGGGCCGUACAGGGCCUCCAUGUUUGAACUGAAAUAAGCUCACAGCCUGUGAUUACUAUCGUAGAUCAGUACUCAGGAAUGUAAAAGCAGCAAUCUCUUCUGGCAACGGCACAAGAAUCCAAACGUUUCUUGCUCAAACACAAAUUGAUAAUGUUUUAUCAAGCGCUUUGUAUAUCUCCUUAGGAUAUGUAUUGAAGUAGAGAAAUCUCUCGCCGUAGGGCCAAUAUUAAUAUACUUUUAUAUGGGUAGUGGCCUUAAGUUUGUCUUUCUAAUUAGAGCGGAAUAUCAGUCAGAUAUUAACAAUCCAUACGUACAACUUAUUAACACGGGGACAGUGAUGUAUGAUGGGAUACUGUGUUGUAUGAUGUCUGUCUCAGUGGAUGUUUCUGCACAUACUGUACACCAUGUAGUCUCCUGUGUUGUUACAUCUAUGGAACUCAACAGAAUAAAGUUGCACUCGCUCCAAA
Messenger RNA from Ctenopharyngodon idella (grass carp), 5030 nucleotides. RefSeq names its product family with sequence similarity 117 member Bb (gene fam117bb). Gene Ontology annotation, molecular function: somatostatin receptor activity. The transcript is spliced from 8 exons. Gene Ontology annotation, cellular component: membrane. Lineage: Eukaryota; Metazoa; Chordata; Actinopteri; Cypriniformes; Xenocyprididae. The record is from RefSeq and is a predicted model, not a curated record. Gene Ontology annotation, biological process: G protein-coupled receptor signaling pathway. Bases 366 to 2204 code for a protein of 612 amino acids.